AUGAAAUCAAAUAGAUUCAACUUUAAUAACAACAAUAAUAAUAACAACAACAACAAUAAUAAUAAUACAAAGAGAGAAGACUAUAAAAAGUCUUAUUCUUCGUCUUCGAGUUUACCUCCCAAUGCACCUUCAUCAAAUAAUGCCUCUGCCUCUGGAGGAGGAGGAGGAGGAGAAGGAGAAGAACCAGUAUUAGCAGAGAAUCUACAGAAAUUAAAGUUUAUGCAAAGAAGAAAGGAAGCAGAUUUACGUGUACAGUUACAAAAAGAGUUGGAUCAGUCUAUACAAGAAUCACAUUGGGUUGCAAAGGGUGCUUUCGAUGAUGGUGAAACUCUAACAACCGGUAGUUCAAGUGAAGUCAUUGGCUUUAAAUCAACGGGAAGAAUGUCAUUUGGUAACUUUAAUUCUCAUGUAGAUGUAAUGUAUCAAUCAAUCAAUAAUCAUCAAUAUGAUAUAUAUGAUAAAAACAAAAAAAUAAAUCAAGAAAAGAAAGAUAUAAUGGAAGGAAAAUCGAUAAAACCUGCAGUCAUUGAUACUACUCCAUCCAAUCAAGUCAUUACAAAUAUUUCAGAUAGAGUUCAACCAAAACCAACAACAUCAUCUAAAAAGAACAAUCGAAAAGAUGAUGAUAGUGAUGAUGAAAACAAACAAAAAGAUGAUGCAAAAAAGAGAAUUAUAAGUGAGGUUUUAGAAGAUUACGAUGGAUAUGUGGAUUCAGAUCAUAACAAAAAGAAACAAAAACAAUCUAGUAGUAGUCUAUUGGUUACAGGUAAUAAUAAAAAGAAACAAACAGGUAAAAAGAAUUGA
This is a messenger RNA of Cavenderia fasciculata, 804 nucleotides long. RefSeq lists its product as uncharacterized. The transcript has 2 exons. NCBI's taxonomy places the organism in Eukaryota, Evosea, Eumycetozoa, Acytosteliales, Cavenderiaceae. Gene Ontology annotation, biological process: maturation of 5.8S rRNA. The record is from RefSeq and is a predicted model, not a curated record. Bases 1 to 804 code for a protein of 267 amino acids.